CGCGACGGCGACAGUACUGUGACGGGAUUGGAUCACCGCGAUCUUCAGUGCAGUCACGAGGGCGAUGAAACUAUAAGCAGCGAAGCACCUCUUCGUGUUUCUGUCCACCCGUGCUCAUUAAUUGACCGGGAUGAGCGAUGUUUCGGCAUGCUUUAGCUCAUGCACAAGCCAGGAGCCACCCCUUUCCUGGUCCAUCAGCCCAACGCCCGCUUCACCGCCUGGGCCGUGCCAUGCGCUGCCUAGAAUGAUUACGAGCAUCGUCAAAAUAGCCCUACUACACUACGUCUACACGACUACCAGUCAUUGUCUAGCCUACUCGACUACCAUCUCGACAACGCUCAACCCUUCCCAGCAAUCACCGUUACCACCAAGCUUCAACUCAACACAAUGGCCGCUACCAUCUACGACGAGUCCAACAUGGCAAACAACAACCUGCCUCCUUGCCCGGGACCACCACCAACCCGCCCUCUGCCUCCUGUUCCUUCCAAAUAAGCUCACAACCGGUUUAUCUCUGCACGUUUGUCCUUUCGACUUGCAAUCGGCUCUGGCGCCUUCUGUCGGUGUCCCUUCACACCUUAUCCGACUGUCAUUCCACUUCACCUUCACGAUCCACUCGACUCGAUUGCACAAUGCCAUACACUGGCGUGCAGCCGUCAUUCGAUCUGAUGUUAGACACCUGCAUCACAGCCUAGUCCGCUAUGGAAGCGCCCCGCGCCUCUAGCGUACCCAUCGCAUAUGGACCUUGCUGUCUUGCAAACGAGCCCCGUAUCCUACAAGCCUUCUUAAGGCAUAAGGAUCACAUGAAUACGCCUAUCGCCUGCAUAACUUAGCGCAUCAUCUACUAUGACUCAACGUCUCAACGUCAGGUCAUGACCUCUCAUGUUUUCCACACGCGCUGG
Messenger RNA from Didymella exigua CBS 183.55, 899 nucleotides. RefSeq lists its product as uncharacterized. The transcript is spliced from 3 exons. The record is from RefSeq and is a predicted model, not a curated record. NCBI's taxonomy places the organism in Eukaryota, Fungi, Ascomycota, Dothideomycetes, Pleosporales, Didymellaceae. Bases 131 to 721 code for a protein of 196 amino acids.